AUGGCGGUCUUCCUGCUAGCUGUUCUUCUGGGCACCACAGUGGCAGCACAACUGAAGGGCUAUGAUGAUGAUGAUGAUAAGAUCAUUGGAGGCUAUGACUGCCCAGCCCACUCCCAGCCCUGGCAAGUCUACUUAACAUAUGGGGAUGGCAACCGGUGGUGUGGCGGCUCCCUCAUCAAUGACCAGUGGAUCAUCUCGGCAGCCCAUUGCUACAAACCUCCUAGUACUCUUGUGGCACACCUUGGUGAGCAGGAUACCACCAGGGACGAAGGCACAGAGCAGCAUAUCCAGGUGGAAAAAGCCAUCCGGUAUCCCAAGUACAACGCCCGCACUACCGACAACGAUAUCAUGCUGAUCAAGCUCUCUGUGCCAGCCCAGUUCAACAAUUUCGUCCAGCCCGUGCCAAUUUCUCCAAACUGCCCAGUAACUGGGGCCAACUGUCUUGUCUCAGGAUGGGGGAACCUGCUGACAUCGGGAGUUGAGUACCCCAAUGUCCUGCAGUGUCUGAACGUGCCCAUUAUCUCGCCUUCUGCCUGUCAGACCUCUUAUCCUGGCCGCAUCACUUCUAACAUGUUCUGUGCCGGCUACUUAGAAGGAGGCAAAGACUCCUGUCAGGGAGACUCUGGUGGACCGCUGGUGUGUGACGGACAACUGACCGGCGUCGUGUCCUGGGGUGCUGGAUGUGCAGAGAGAAACUAUCCCGGCGUGUACACCACUGUGUGCAAUUACAGAUCCUGGAUCGAAGAAGUGAUUGCAAACAACUGAGAUGAUUUCCCUUCUUCCAAAGGAUGUGGUUAACUCUGGCGGUUUUCCUUGCAACAACAACCCCCCCCGAAAAAACACCCUGUUUUGCUUAAAAUAACAUACAAACACAGAUGCAGCCCAGACUUAAACUAGGUCCAGAAUACUCAUUCCUUCACUCCAGAGAAUCUUGAGAAAGAUAGCUUCAUGUGGGAGAGGCUGGAGAUUCUUAGCACAAAACUACAUUUCCCAUGAGUUUGCCAUGCAGGGGAUGAGAGGAGGAAUUUACAUGAUGCUCUUCUGUUAAAAAUAAAGUAUUUGUACCAACCCCUC
Messenger RNA from Pogona vitticeps (central bearded dragon), 1074 nucleotides. NCBI's taxonomy places the organism in Eukaryota, Metazoa, Chordata, Lepidosauria, Squamata, Agamidae. The record is from RefSeq and is a predicted model, not a curated record.